Molecule: messenger RNA, 1609 nt
Organism: Pecten maximus
Lineage: Eukaryota; Metazoa; Mollusca; Bivalvia; Pectinida; Pectinidae
Product: inositol hexakisphosphate and diphosphoinositol-pentakisphosphate kinase 2-like
Exons: 11
Coding region: 92-1609 (505 amino acids)
Biological process (GO): inositol phosphate biosynthetic process; inositol metabolic process
Cellular component (GO): cytosol
Molecular function (GO): 5-diphosphoinositol pentakisphosphate 1-kinase activity; inositol hexakisphosphate kinase activity; diphosphoinositol pentakisphosphate kinase activity
Source: RefSeq, a predicted model, not a curated record
GUAAGGAUGUAGCUGCGAAGAGAUUCAGAUGUCGGAGAGAUGUGGACAAGUGAGGUUAUGGUGAUGGCAGGAAGUAGAGACAUCUAGAACAAUGGCCGAGUCUGAACAUGGAUAUCUACGUAUGGAAGACCAAGAAACCCGCCCGAUCUUUGUUGUUGGAGAUGACACUGCCUUCAGUCAGCUGUAUAUGGAGAGCCAUGAAGAUAUUGCCGCCAUCACAGUGGGCGUGUGUGCCAUGGCUAAAAAAUGUAACUCAAAACCCAUGCGCGAGAUUCUACAGCGUCUUGAGUUAUUCGAACACAUCAAAACAUUGGUGUUUGAGGAAGAUGUCAUCCUAAAUCAGCCCAUCGAGGAGUGGCCGGUGGUAGAUGUCCUCAUAUCUUUCUUCUCCCAGGGAUUUCCUCUUGAUAAAGCCAUAGAGUAUAAAAACCUACGAAAGCCGUACAUAGUUAAUGAUUUGGAGGCUCAGAAAGUUUUGUUGGACAGGAGAUUGGUUUAUGAAAAGCUGGAAGCAGAAGGCAUCAUCCAUCCCAGAUAUGCUAUAUUAAACAGGGAGGGAAAUGGAACGGCUAAAUGUCAGUACACUGAUGCGGAGGACUGUAUCGAGGUAAAUGGCGUGGUGUUUCACAAACCCUUUGUAGAGAAGCCUGUGUCAGCCGAGGAUCACAAUGUUUACAUCUAUUUCCCUGUGGCGGCCGGUGGAGGUAGUCAACGACUCUUCAGGAAGGUUGGUCCCCGGAGUAGUGCCUACUACCAAGUCAAUCGUGUACGCCAGUCUGGCUCCUAUAUCUACGAGGAUUUUAUGCCAACCGAUGGAACUGAUGUAAAGGUGUAUACAGUUGGUCCUGAUUAUGCACAUGCUGAGGCAAGAAAAUCACCAGCCUUAGAUGGGAAAGUAGAGCGUGACAAAGAUGGAAAAGAAGUCCGGUUUCCUGUGAUUCUGAGUGCCAAAGAAAAACUCCUGGCUAGAAAGGUGUGCCAGGCAUUCAAGCAAAAUGUGUGUGGGUUUGAUCUCCUCAGGGCCAGCGGUAAAUCUUACGUCUGUGAUGUUAACGGAUUCAGCUUCGUGAAAAACUCCAUAAAGUAUUAUGAUGACUGUGCCAAAAUACUAGGAACUAUGAUUAUGCGUGCAUUAGCUCCUCAAAGACACAUCCCGUGGGUUUUAGGGGCAGCCCCAGAGGAUAUCCCUGUAGUGCCCACCACCUCCGGCUCUAUGAUGGAACUAAGGACUGUCGUAGCGGUUAUCAGACACGGCGACCGUACACCAAAACAGAAAAUGAAAAUGGAGGUCAAACACAAAAAAUUCUUCGAUCUCUUUAAGAAAUAUGAUGGCUAUCGUACCGGACAUUUAAAACUGAAGAAACCAAAACAGCUCCAGGAGGUUUUAGACAUUGCCCGAUUCUUACUGUCUGAACAGCAGUCGUCAUCAGAUCCAGAAAUAGCAGAGAAAAAGGCAAAACUACAACAGCUUAAAUUAGUGUUAGAAAUGUAUGGUCAUUUUUCUGGAAUCAAUCGGAAAGUUCAGCUCAAAUACCAACCAUACGGCCACCCAAAGAAGUCGUCGAGUGAGGAAGGUUGGUGUACCCUGUUACUUGUACAGCUGUUGUAA